Messenger RNA from Pimephales promelas (fathead minnow), 2547 nucleotides. RefSeq names its product CCR4-NOT transcription complex subunit 6 like (gene cnot6l). NCBI's taxonomy places the organism in Eukaryota, Metazoa, Chordata, Actinopteri, Cypriniformes, Leuciscidae. The record is from RefSeq and is a predicted model, not a curated record. Gene Ontology annotation, molecular function: poly(A)-specific ribonuclease activity; protein binding.
UUCGAAAGAACCGAUUCGCAUAAAUGAGUCGGACUUCCUAUUGCUAGUUGUAAGCAAAGGUUGUAAGGGGACCGUUGACUGGAGCGGAAGCUCAGAGUGUUGUCCUUCCUUCUGCCCGACUCUCAGGAUGAGGAUCGGUCACAGUUUGUCUGUAUGUCUCUGAUCAUAUCACACCAGCAGCUCCUCUCCCAUCUCCCGAAUGCAGAUUAACAGGCAUGCCAAAGGAAAAAUAUGAUCCUCCAGACCCACGCAGAUUAUACACCAUCAUGUCAGCCGAGGAAGCGGCCAGUGGGAAGAAAUCAUAUUGGACCGAGUUGGAGAUAUCUGGGCGAGUCAGAAGCCUGAGCAGUUCACUAUGGACGCUGACCCACCUGACUGCUCUCCACAUCAACAACAACAACCUGAGCCGGAUUCCCCCUGAAAUCGCAAAGCUGCCCCAUCUCGUCUACCUGAACCUGUCCUCCAACAAACUGCGCAGCCUGCCAGCAGAACUUGGCAACAUGGUGACUCUCAGGGAAUUGCUUUUGAACAACAAUUGUUUACGAGUUUUGCCUUAUGAACUUGGUCGGCUGUUCCAGUUGCAAACCCUCGGCCUCAAAGGUAAUCCAUUGUCCCAGGAUAUACUCAACCUGUAUCAGGAGCCUGAUGGAACACGGAAGUUAUUGAAUUACAUGCUUGACAAUCUUGCAGUCCACCCUGAACAACUUCCCCAAAGACCUUGGAUCACUUUGAGGGAGCGAGACCAAAUGAUGCCCACAGCUGUGUUCACAGUAAUGUGCUACAAUGUGCUCUGUGACAAGUAUGCUACAAGGCAGUUGUACGGCUAUUGUCCGUCAUGGGCCCUUAAUUGGGAGUACAGGAAGAAGGGCAUCAUGGAGGAGAUCACUAACUGUGAUGCUGACAUCAUCAGCCUGCAGGAGGUGGAAACAGAGCAGUACUACACUUUCUUUCUGGAAACACUGAAAGAGCGUGGAUAUGAUGGCUUUUUCUGUCCAAAGUCUCGUGCCAAACUCGUGUCAGAACAGGAGCGUAAACAUGUGGACGGCUGUGCUGUUUUCUUCAAGACUGAGAAAUUCGCUCUGGUGCAGAAAAACACAGUGGAGUUCAAUCAGGUUGCCAUGGCAAAUUCAGAGGGCUCAGAGGUUAUGCUAAACAGAGUCAUGACCAAAGAUAACAUUGGAGUAGCUGUCUUGUUGGAAGUGAAGGAAGACCUAUUUACUAGUGGUUUAAAGCAGCCUCCAGAGAAACAGCUCCUGCUGGUAGCUGAUGCCCACAUGCACUGGGAUCCAGAGUACUCCGAUGUGAAGCUCAUCCAGACCAUGAUGUUCCUGUCUGAGCUAAAAAGUAUCGCUGAGAGGGCCUCGGGAUCCAUCAACUCUGCCUCGCCCACGUCAGACACCAGCUCCAUCCCUAUCGUCCUGUGUGCUGACCUCAACUCCCUCCCAGACUCUGGUGUGGUGGAAUAUCUGAGUAGUGGUGGAGUUGCAGAAAAUCACAAAGACUUUAAGGAACUGCGAUACAGUGAUUGUUUAACCAACUUCAAUUGCAACGGUAAAAACGGCAAGCCUGAUGGCAGUAUCACGCACAGUUUCCAGCUGAAGAGUGCCUACGAAGGGAAUCUCAUGCCCUACACCAACUACACUUAUGACUUCAAGGGUGUGAUUGACUACGUCUUCUUCUCUAAGACACAUAUGAGUGUUUUGGGGGUUCUGGGUCCACUGGAGACUCAGUGGCUGAAGGACAACAACAUAACGGGCUGCCCACACCCGCACAUCCCCUCCGAUCACUUUUCCCUCCUGGCUCAGCUGGAGUACCACCCGCCUUUACCCCCCCUCAACGGGCUGCAUCUGCCUGUCCACAGCAAGACGCUUACAGAGUGAGCCAGCACCAGCAUCCCUUCCAUCCACCCAUCCAUCUCUAUUCUUCACCAGGGAGACAUGUUAACUACUAAAGUGACCGUGAUCCUGCUAUAAUGUUGCUGUUAUGGUUCUAAGUCAGUAAGCUUAUAUUGUGUGUAUAUGUUUAAAACAUAUCCAGUAUCCCUCACAGAAAUCCCCACUGAACCAGUUGAAUACAUUUCCAAUUACAAAAAGGUCUGACUAGCCAUGCUAUUUUAAUCCAGAUUGAUUUGGUGUUUUAAAACUAGUUAGAAAUGCAUGUGGAAUAUAGUGCAAGUCUUUCCUUGAAUGUGGACUGUGGCAUCAGGGAUUGAGGCUAGUCUUGUUGAGAAAUUGACCUGCAUGAUUGUAUGUAAAGCAUCAUUUUAAUUGAGACACAAUGACUGGAAUUGGCAGGGGGGGAAAGCUGUUUCCCAACAUGAUGAUGGCUUUAUCUUUGGCUUUUCUCAAUGUCUCAACUCAAGUUUUCUGUUUUGUUUUGUUUUUUUGUUUUUUUUUGGUCUAUGAUCGCAUAUGGUUAUGAUUUGAAAUACAAAACUCAUCUGUGUUGUUUUGCAACUGAAAAUGGUGCUAUGUGUGGCCCAUUUGUAAAACAAACUGAAAGUCCUGUCCUAGUGUCCUACCAUAAAGGAAAUAAAGAUGUCAUUUA